Messenger RNA from Salmo salar (Atlantic salmon), 7427 nucleotides. The record is from RefSeq and is a predicted model, not a curated record. Lineage: Eukaryota; Metazoa; Chordata; Actinopteri; Salmoniformes; Salmonidae.
UCGAGUGGUACAGUCAGUGCAUGAAAAUGAGUUACUGAGCCAGCUAUACAUAAUCUCAACAUUUCAUUUCCAUCUAAUAUCACAUAAAUACAACUCCACAGCAGUGUACAGAUGCGAACGGAGCGAGUAUGUAAUUCUCCGAUACGUUUGAAUGAAUUGAUAAUCGCUAACAAGUCCUGUCAGAGUUGAUCAUGCUGAAAAUUAAAUUGCCCAUGCGAACGGCGGAGGAAGAAUACCAUACCGUCGAAGACGAGCAGGAAAAUACCGAUUACAACAGUCUCACUAUUGAUUCGAUUUCGUACCGUGGUGUGAGCCACCGGUUCAAGGAUUCAACGAGGGAAUCGUGUCGCCUGUCGCAAAUUGACAAGGAGACGGUGUUUGAGUGGUUCGGCUUGCACCUCAACCCAGCAAAGCGGAUAGAGUUUAUGUACGGAAUACUUCAUAUGUGUCAACCACUUGAGCUUCGCUUUUUCGGAUCCUGCCUUGAGGACCUUGCACGGAAAGAUUUCCACGUCUUCCGAGACUUUGAGAUAAGGGCGAACAGUCAAACUGACUUGGGCCUCCUUAUGGACGUUGCCGACCCUGUCGUGCGUUCCAAACUACUUGUCUACCUGUCACUUUUGAGAUCUGAAAACAGAGAAUGCGCGGGCACACUUUAUCGUGCUUUGAACCAUAUGGACCCAGCGCUGUACUUGAAUACUUAUCAUGGCGUUCCAGUAUCUCCACGUGGGAGCGCUCAGAAUGUACCUGAUCAACAUUCCCCUCGCGAUGGCGGAAUGAAGUCCGGGAGAUUGGAGCAUCCCAGUGGGCCUCCACUGGAGGCAGAGUCGGGUUCCCUGGAGCACUUGGCGCUGCUUUUCACCAUGGCCUCGCUGCACCCGGCGUUCUCUUUUCACCAGAGGGAUACUGCCAGGCACCAGUUGGACAAUGUGGAACGGGCCAUAGAGGAGAGAAGGUAUUGCCACAACCGCCCGAGCGUCCAGCAGAAGCAGCAUACCCUGCGAAAGGAGGACCUCAGCCUCAGGAGCACUGACAUGGGUCAGUCGGCCUGCUGUAUUCCCAAUCAGCUCCUGAACAGGACCUUAUCUCAGAGAGAAGCAGUUCACAUUGACAAGAUUGAGCUAAAGAAGAUCUUUUGGAACCGAGGAAACAGGGAAUACAGUAUUGAGGUCCAGUGGUCUGACUCAACGUGGAGCACAGUGACCAAGACUCACCAUGAGCUGUAUGACUUCCUGUCCAAGCUUCCAUGUGAGAGGUCUGCUGAGCCCUUUGAGAAGGGACUGGUGAGGUUACUGGCCCAGAGAGACCAGUAUGAACCCAGGGACCUGGAGAGGACGCUACAGGACAUGCUUCUGUCAGCCCCAGCAGCCUUCAGGCAGAGAGGAGAGGUCUGCAGGUUCCUUGUCCCCUGCCUCAGCCUCCAGGAAGAUAAUACCGUAACUCUGGGAAAGACCUGCAAGGCAGCCGAGCACUUUAAAGAAGACUGCACAGAGCCAUCCAGUCAGGACGAAGACUUCGAGUCGCACCACCUUGGGCAUCAGACGGAGUGCAGCAGCUUAGGCCAGAGCAUACUGAUGACAAAGAGCAGCCGGAGUGAGAGCCAGAGGCCUGCUGUCCACUUAGAGCACAACGGAGUGGUGGAGGGGAGGAGAAAAGCAGACGUUAUGUCCUGUUGGCCAGACCCACAUCAGAAGGUAGAUGAGAAAUGGGCUUUCACUCCAGAACUAAAGAGUAGAAGAAGACCUGAUGAAGUUAGGAGAAAUGAGGGGGCCAAAGCCUACAUCCCCAAUGGCAUCAUCAGACCGCUGUCAACAAACGUCACUAGACAGGGUGUCAGUGAGAAGCCAGUCCAGGACAGGUAUGGAGACACGUGGUCUGAGAGCUCCAGUACCCCCUCCAGCCCCCAGCAUGAGGCCCGUGAGAGUCUGGAGAGUGAGGACCUUGAAGACCUGGAGGAAGAGAGAGACACUACUGAGAGUUACUCGGAUCACUCUGUCCAGCAGAAGAGGGCGAGUGGUCACAGCAGGGGGAAAGUUGUGGCUACUGUACACCCUAUGGUCCCUGUCCCCCACAAGGAAGAGCCAUCCUACACUGACAGUACCCGAAGUGUACAUCCUAUACCACUGACGGUCCAGAAUGGGCCCACCAUGCCAGACGUUAUGGUCUUUGUCACUUCACAGCCGGGGGGACGUUUCACCAGCAGAGGGGGCACUGACUGGGACCACCCCCAUGGUUCCUCAGGAGUCCAUCCCAAGCCAAGCUCCCCUGGGAGACAACCCCCAGCACCAGCCCCCCAUGGGUGCAAUCAGUGUCACCCCCCCCCGACCUCCCACAUGUCCCCCCUGCAGCAAACAUGCAUCACCACUGACUCAGCCUCCACUGCCACCCUACCCCGAGCAGCCUCUCUCCCUGACCCUAACACCAGGCCUCAAGCCCUGGCUGUACCCACCAGCUUACCCACCCCUAACUACGUGACACCCUCCUCAGGGGCAUCUGUGACCCCAGCUGCCAUCAGUCAGGUUCAGGCCACUCUGCUCCCAGCCGUCCCCACUCACACCCCCGGCCCCGUGUACAGCCAAGCCCUGACCCUCACCCGCAGCACGGCCCAGGGAGACGGCACCGCUUCUUGCAGCAGCUCGGGGGUGGCAGCAGGGCAGGCCCAGCAAAAGCUGCAACCCCAGCAGCAGGCCCAACCUCUCCAGCAACAGCAGAUGAGCUGCAACACUUGCGGUUGCCGUGGCAGCUGUGGUAGUAGCCACUCCCCCAACCCCAACUUCUACUUCCCUCCCCAGCUGGGGCGCCAGGUCUUCAGCGCCGCCCACCUCCCUCUCUUCCACCUCCCGUCCAUGUGCAGUGCUGGAUACCCCAGCCACCGCAGUCAGGUCCAACACCAGAGCAACGGCACCACACAGCUUCCCUUCUAUCCCCCUCCUCCUCACACAGCCACGCCAACGCAAUACGUCAGUGGACACCUGCUCCACACCUCCCACUCAGACCACAUGCUGGCCACCCAGGCUGGAUACAACCUGCAGCAGAUGGCAGCUGCUUCCUUCAACCCUUUCUACACACCCAUGUUCUCCUCGGUGGGACUGGGCACGGGCAUGAAGAAGAGCAGUGCCAACGUCUCCUGCUAUAACUGUGGGCUCAGCGGGCACUAUGCCCAGGACUGCAAGCAGCCCUCAAUGGACGCCGGGCAGCAAGGUGGCUUUCGGCUGAAGUACGCAGCCCCCCACUCCUCUGAAGCAGACAAAACUGACUGACAUGACAGAGAGAGGACCAAGACAAUGCUUUGUUUAUCUCACUACAGUAAAGGUUCCAGAAAUCCAAAGGGUUGAGUUUUUCAACAAUUUGUAAUACCUUCCAAAUGUCCUUUAGGGGUUUGAGAACCCAUGCAAAUAUCCUGACUAGUUUCUCAGUAAAGAAUGGAAUCCAGUAUAAUUCUCAGACUUUUCAGAGGGUGGUAUUUUGCACUGAAGACCGGCACGAGACAAGCUCACAUUUACAGACUAGUCUCUUACUUUAAAGAAAGAAAACCACAUAUUUAAAUGGUGUGGUGGUAACUUGCAUUCGAUAAGGAUUGAUAGAUUUGGAGAGAAAAAAAAUUAUAUUCUAAUUUUAAUGUAGGUCUUUUUAGAACAUUUCAAUUCUUCAAGAAUCUGCCUUUGGUUCAAGUCGUUAUAUGUUAGGCUAAGUAGCCUAUAUCAACUAAAGCAUGUCAUGACUUCAAGUCUCUGUUCUCCCUGUCAGUUCUUUCAUAUGCUAGCACUUGUAAUGGGAGGGAAGGUAGUGAGUAGGACAAUGCCUUAGUGCCUCACAGAGAAAAGAUGGAGAGGGUUAUAUUAUCGCAUAGUUAAACCUACCAGCUCAUUAAAUUUCUUUUUUAUCUAUUUGAAAUAACAAAAUAUGUGAUUUAUAAAAAUGGGUGGGGGGGUGAAUAUUCAAAAACUUCACAUGCUCUUUUAUUUUUUUGGAUUGUCAUAAAGUGGAGGAAAGAUGUAUGGUUUAUGAGAUAAAAAUAUUUAUGUAAUUUGUUUUUUGACAGAAUAUUCUGAAUGUACCAUAAAUACCCUGUAUUGCAUUUGUUUUACAUGCUAACGGUAUUCCAUUUAAGGAAAAUCUUUGUGCGAAAAGGAAUGUUUUAUUGUCAUUUGUUGCCACUUGAUUUAAUGUGAAGCAUGUAUUAAGUUAAUCAUGUCUGUCAUUCAUGAUGUUAAAGGGAUACUACAGGAUUUUGGCAAUCUACUUCCUCAGAGUCAGAUUAAUUUGUGGAUACCAUUUUUUAUGUCUCUGCGUGCAGUUUGAAGGAAGCUGCUAACUAGCGCUAGUGCAAUUGCUAACUAGCAUUAGAGCAAUGACUAGAAGUCUACGGUAUCUGCUAGCAUGCUAGACUUCCAAUCAUUGCGCUAAUGCUAGUUAGCAUUGGCUCAUGAAACCACCUCUUAACAUAACAGUGGUAUCCAGGAGUUCAUCUGACUGGGGAAGUAGAUAAAGAGCCUCAUUGCCACAAUCCUGAAGUAACGUUAUAACCCUUUAAUGCUGCUGUUUUGUUUGUAACUGUCUCCUGGGGGCAAAAUUGCACUAAUCCUUACAGGUCUGUGCGUGUGUAUAUCUAUGUUUGGUUCUUUGUGGGUCAUGUCCCAAAUGCUCUCAGGCAAUGAGAGGACUCUUGUGGUUAAUGUAUCCCCUAAGCCUCUCCUCUAGGAGGUGAUUUUCUGAGACCCAAAUCAACCCCCCAUCAGUAGGGUCGAUCUUUGGAUUGGGCCACAGAAUCACUGUCCCUUAUCCUACCACCAUGCAUGUACUGUACCUGUUGAAGAUGUUGAACGUUUGGCUCCUGCCCGUUUGUGUAGGCUUGUGUCAAGCUCUUUGUUGCCAGUACUUUAUGUGCCCUAUUCCUCCUUUCUCAUGCAGCAAUGAGAUUGUAUUAUGCAUGUAGGUGUAAAUUUGUGCACAUCUGUAAGAGGCUAACUACACACACUUACUGUACUCAAAUGAGAACUUCUGUAUUAGAAAAAAGGUAAAACACUCACUGUUGUUAAAGACAAUCGCCUGUUUGUGGGAUUGAAACCCACCUUUCUCUUUCACUGUCUGCUGUUGAGGUGGAUUGUUUAGUGUUUUCCAGCAUACCAACACACAGGCACGCAAUGUGUAAGCUAUCUGAAAUUGACACGCAGGUAAAGUGGAACGUUUUAUAAAGUGGAACGUAUCUGUAAGCAGCUUUUCAGAAUCCGUUUUUUAAAGUUUUAAACGUUUUGUAUUGGAUUUAAGAGGCCUAGUUGUUGACUUUAUUUUGAUUAAUAUCUUUAUUUUGAUGUUUCAAAUUAAAAUUGAAAGAGAAAAAAACAUGAACUAUCAAGCCUGUUUGAUGUAUUUGUUGAACUUUUAUGUUAAAGAUGCAGUGCUGAAGGUUGAGGUAGUGUUACCUCUGGUGCAAUUCAUCUAUUGAUUAAAUGUUAAUGUCGCAACUGAAAUAUGUAAUUAUACAAUAGUUCCUUCCUGUGCAAAAUUAAUUAAACAUACUUUUUUUUUCUUCAGGGAAGUUGGUAGCAAUCAAUGAAAAAACAACAAAAACACAGGUUUAUAUUUUAAUAUGGAGAUCCCCAUGCUAUAUCAGAAUUGCGAAAUGCAUUCUAAAUGGUUUAUUCUUCCAUACAUUUUUUUAAUAUAAAAUAGACAUUGAAUAUCUAAGGUCUUCUCUGUUAUUUCCAUUGAACAAUGUUUUCACCAUUAUUAAAGUUGGAAUACGUAGCAGGGAAACUGCCACGUCCGUUUGCGAUAUAAUUACAAACAACGACGUUUUUUCAAACAACGAACACUGUUUUUUUUCCCCUCUGACGUCAUUGCCUGCGCGACAGAACAGCAUAGGAUGUAUUUGGAAAAACAUAAACAAAUGCACCUGGGGUGACGAGUGUCACUGUUUCACCUUUAAAUGACUAUUUACUAUUGUACAAUAUUGUACUAUUGUUUUUCACUGUUCAGGGUCAGAUCAAUUCCUAACUGUACAUUCACCGGCCAGAAGGUGGCAGUGUAUGUCAAGUGUAGUUCUCAAUGUUGUACGUGAAAAAACCUGUGGUUGAUGAGAAGACUUUCAUACAGGAAGUGUUUGGGGUAUUGAGUCCAGGUUGAAAAAAGUAGAAUACUACUGUUCUCUGUGGAUGAUCAGACAGAGUUGUUUUAGAAUAAGUAAAAAAAUAUACUUAAAUUUUUUUUUUUUACAAAGGUUGACCGUAUUUCAACACUGCAUAGAAUUACAGUAUAUAAAAUAGUCAAUGCCUCGAGGAAGAAAUCUGGUUUAAUCUCGGGAACACAAUCCGGUAACACUUUACUUCACACCCAGCGUCAACACGUUAUGCCACAUACAUAACCAUGUCAUAACAGCUGACACAACUUGUCAUUACACUGUCAUGAUAGAUAUUUACACCUGUUGUGACAUAUAUUGCGUUAUUUUAUGGCUGGUUAUGACACCAUAGGUGUCAAAACUCACAUUUAUUCAAAUGUGUUUUUUCCCUGCCAAGAAGUUUCCUUUCAUUUUAAAGUUUGUUAAAUCCUAUGUUGUUCUAAUGAAUUCUUUAGUCAUGUUUCUUUUUCAUAUUUUAAAUAACUUGCAGAAAGUACACUCUGACACUGUCAUGAAGCAUUAUGACCAUCCUGUGCUACUUUACUUGGACUAAGAAAAUGCACUUUGACACUCAAGAAGCAUUAUGACGUUCAUAAUAAUAUAAACCAGAUUAGCAUUUCACGUGCAUGCCCUUAUGUCAGACAUCAGUCGAAAAGAGGGUGUCUUGUCCUGCUCCUUAAAUCUGCCCCUGCAUUCAUCCCAGUCAUCAGCAACAGAGCAUUGGGGUAGCUGAAUGUCUGAUGUAAAUGUGGGUGCAAUUACAAUUUAAUGAGCUAUUUCAGAAAAUUUUAUAUAACAUAGCCAACUUGUCAACAGUUUGUUUAUGGUGUAAUGGAAUGUUUUGCCUUGUGUGGUAGGUUUUGUGGGUUUUGACAUUCUUAUUUAGGUGUAACAACCAGCCAUAAUAUAACUACUGUGGUAGGUUUUGUGGAUUUUGACAUUAUUAUGUAGGUGUCAUAACAGCCAUAAAAUAGUGUAAUAUAUGUUAUGUCUAAAUAUACGUGUCCUUACAGUGUUAUGACCAUAUUAUGACAGGUUAUGUCAGCUGUUAUGUGUCCAUAAUGUUAUGACGCUGGGUGUCAAGUAAAGUGUUAUCCACGAUCUUAUAUAUUCAGUAUUCUGUGCAGGUUUAUGAAGCAUAGUAAAAUGUGUACGCCAGAGACCUCUAAAUGUAGGCCUAUUACCUCCUUCACUUCAUUUGCAACAAUAAGAUAUCAGAAAAGGGAAUCAACCUGCCACCCAUUGAAAAUGUACAUACCAAAUGCAUUGAGGAUGCUUUAUCUGAAUAAAAAUAUAAACGUUCAACAUA